AUCAAAAGCGGGCUGUCGAUGUAGCCGCAUACCGAUGACGUUUUAUGCAAUAGAAAUGAUCAUAAGAUUUUCAGUCGUGUCGCCUUUAGACUAAUGACAUUAGUUUUGCCACUUUAGUUCUACCAGCGCUUUCAAGAUGAUGCAGUUUAUGCUUCUGUUUAGCCGACAAGGCAAACUACGUCUUCAGAAAUGGUAUGUUGCACACCCAGAUAAAACAAAGAAAAAGAUUGUCAGAGAACUGGUCACCCUUGUAUUGUCACGGAAACCGAAGAUGUGCAGUUUCCUUGAAUGGAAAGACCUCAAAAUUGUAUACAAAAGGUAUGCCAGUUUGUACUUUUGCUGUGCCAUUGAGCCAGAGGAUAAUGAGCUGCUGACCCUGGAAAUCAUCCAUCGCUAUGUAGAGCUUUUGGACAAAUAUUUUGGCAGUGUGUGUGAACUGGACAUCAUUUUUAACUUUGAGAAGGCUUUUUUCAUGCUGGACGAGUUUCUUUUGGGAGGAGAGGUUCAGGAGACAAGCAAGAAAAAUGUUCUGAAAGCAAUUGCUGCUCAGGAUUUGCUGCAGGAGGAUGAAGCACUCGAAGUCACCCUAAAAGAGUAUGGAUUAACAUAGUCCAUGGACACGGAUGAACCGAAGAGCAUACUCGAGGAGAUGGGAUUCACGGUUGGAAGCUAGUUACCAGUUUCAAGGUUUCAACGUUCUAUGCUUGCUGCUCACAGGGAAGGCCUCUCUGCUAGAAUCACAUUCCUGCCAUUUUUAACCAGUCAUGUGUAGCUAUCCCACACUCGCUGCCUUUUUUCUAAGUGUAUCAAGUACUUUUUUUAUGGUGGUUGUAUCCUUGAAAUAGCAAUGCAGUUAUUGCUUAGAAGCAUGCAAGAGAUGCAGUGGCCUCAUGGCAUACACAGUAAUGACUUAACUCAGAAGAAAAAGAUAUUUCAUGAUGGUUCAGUAUUACAUGUAAAUAUUAAACAGCAGAAAGCGAAUGCAUAACAAGGUUUGUACACUGCCCAGAAUCUGCCUCUGAAGAAGCACUGUAUGCCAUCAGCAAAGAAUCUUGAUGAACAGCAUGAGAUUCCUUUGUUGAUUUCUCUGUGUUCAGACACAUGUCAGAAAUCUUUUGAGAAAUUAAUCUUAGAGAAUCAGUCAUUAGAAGUACAGUAUCAUCAUAAAUGUUCAUUACCUUUAUCAUUAGAAAGUCAUGUGAUAACUGUGGCAUAUGUAUGAUCAGGACUGAGCCUUAUCUCCACACAAGAAUUUAUGUGCCUAUAUAUUAUACAACAUAAUUUGUCCUCUGUGGUGAUGUGUCCUUUGUCAAGACCGUUAAAGCUUUUUUUUCCACCCUGGAUAGUCAAGCAUGAAACAAAACUGGUGGACCAUUGCUGUGUGUGAAUGGCAGUUUUAAGAAUGAGCUUACUGCGAUACAUAGAACUUAAUAAUAUCACCAGACAGUUGUGAUCCUUCAGGAACUGUGAUUUAGUGUUAUCACAAAAGAAACCAAUUUUGAAACAUUCAUUUCGUUAGUUAUCAAGAUUAUGCCCAUUUAUAAACAUGAGUUUGGAGGUUAACAAAUAUAACUUGUUUUGGAUUUAGUAAUCAACUAUAUAAACAUUCAGCAGUUGCUUUUUUUUUUAAAGAAAAAGAGUAUUUUCAUUGAAAUAUUUACUGGUGAGGUCAUUUUUGGCUUGGAUGCAAAUGGUUGUGUUAACUUUUGCAUUUAAACAAUGCUUAUUUCCUUGAUGGUUCGGCUUGUGAAAUGGAGAAGUUAGUGUGCACAAAUUUUUUUUUAUCAUAUUAAGAUUACAGAGAGAUGUUUACUUUUAUUUACCAGGAGUUUGUCUCGAAUAAUGCUUCAUAGGGUGAACUGGGCUGGUUGUCUGUGAGGAUGUCUUAAAUAUCUGGUCUGUAACUGAUGAUGUUGAACUAGUGAAUGUUAUCAAAACAGCAUAGUUAAGUCUUUUUGAAUAUUAAUAUUUGAUUAUGGCUUCUGAAAAAUAAUCAUGCUUUACUACCUGUCCAUUUAUUAUUAUUCAUAAAUGUGUUUUGAGAGUUUUCUUUAAUGGUGUCUAAUCAAACAGUGGUCUCUUCCAGGUUGCCGCCCUCUCAAUGAGAGGAAAAGUGCCAGUCAUUGCAUAAGGUGUUAAACUGAUGUCCUUCAGAAAAUGUCAGGGUUAAAGCCUUUCAUCACAACUAUUGUGCUUUGUUCUUUACAGCAAGCUUUUCUCAGAAAUUAUUUACAUGCUUGUUGAAGCAAGUUUUUGGUACAGUUUUUGUAAAGUAGUUUUUUAAGAUUGGACCUAAAAUCAACCUGUGCCUAUUGGGAAGUGCCUCUUUUCUUGUCGAGAUUAGUUGUACAGAAGUUAUAUGAUGGCUGUUUUGUUACUUGUAAAACUAAGCCAGCUUCAACAUCAGUUAUAUACUGUUGUACGUUUUUGACAGUUACAUGUGAGGCUAUUGCAAAGUUAUGUCAUAAUGAACAAAAUUUUGUCUAUGCCAAAACAACUGUUCUUUCUUUUUCGGUGAAAGAUUUAAAACUGCGGGUUUUACCAAAGUCCUUGAAUAAAAUAAUACGCAUUAAUGUUCAUUGCUUCAUAUUGUACAGACCUUUCUUUGUUAAAAUAAAAUCUUAUGAUCCAUCUUGAUUCAUAAAUGCAAUAAAUCUCAUGAUUUUGCUUAUUCAAACAGUUGUUAUUAAAAAUGGCACUGUCCUUUGAA
Molecule: messenger RNA, 2710 nt
Organism: Pomacea canaliculata
Lineage: Eukaryota; Metazoa; Mollusca; Gastropoda; Architaenioglossa; Ampullariidae
Product: AP-1 complex subunit sigma-2
Exons: 6
Coding region: 137-610 (157 amino acids)
Biological process (GO): intracellular protein transport; vesicle-mediated transport
Cellular component (GO): AP-1 adaptor complex; membrane coat; intracellular membrane-bounded organelle
Molecular function (GO): clathrin-cargo adaptor activity
Source: RefSeq, a predicted model, not a curated record